AUGUCGGGCCUAGAAUCAUCAGUGGCAAUGCAUCGGUUAAAUAUUUCCAAAGAUAAGAGAUCAAUUAAGCAAGCGCAACGGAGGUUCCAUCCAGAGAUGGUUCCUCUGAUUGAAGAAGAAGCGAGCAAACUCAUCAAAGUUGGGUUCAUCAAGGAAGUCAAAAAGAAGCAACUGAAGAUGAAUCCAUCUAAAUGUACAUUCAGAAUUUUGUCAGGGAAGUUUCUCGAUUUUGUUGUUAGACAUCGAGGAAUUGAAAUCGACCUAGGAAAGAUCAAAGCUAUACAAGAAAUGCCGCUCCCAAAGACACUGAAGGAAUUAAAAAGUUUACAAGGAAAGCCGAUGCUAUCUGAGAGAUUGGCCAAGCAGAUGCUUUUACUGUCAGAAUAUGAAAUAACAUAUGAACUGGCAAGAGCAAUAAAAGGACAAGCAGUGGGAGAUUUCUUGGCAGCCCAUUCCAUAUCGGAUAUCAAAAUGAUAAACGAUGAUGUAUCAGAUGAACAGGUGAUGAUGACAGAAUUGCGCGGCUUGUGGCAGAUGUAUUUUGAUGGUGCUUCCAGAACUUCAAGAACUAGUGCUGGGCAUGUUGAAGUCAAACACAUACCCAGAUCAGAGGAUGCAAGAGCAGAUGCUUUGACCAGUCUGCCUGCAGCCUUAGCUUGUUCUAAUCGGAGCCCUUUACAAGUAACAAUUGAAGAAAGAAGGUUCUUAUUGCUUACUGAUGAUGUCGAGAUGGCUAAGUGGAUUGAAGCUAUUGCGCUGAGAAGUGUUAAAGAGAGGGAUGUCGUGAAUUUCAUACAACAUGCAAUAAUAUACCGCUACAGUAUUCUGAAAAAUAUUGUCACUGAUAAUGGGACACCGUUCAAGAAUAAGGGAAUGAAAAGAUUGUGCUGGAAAUAUGAUAUUCAGCAUUCGUUCUUAACGCCCUACUAUCCACCAGCUAAUGGGUUAGCUGAAGCGUUUAACAAAACAAUUGUGAAAAUAUUGAAGAAAACUGUUGCAGGGAACAAACGUGAUUGGGACGAGAAGUUGCAAGAAGCUUUAUGGGCUUAUAGAACCACUCAUCGUACUACCACGAAGGUGACACUAUACUCUCUAGUCUACGGGGUUGAAGCUAAUAUGCCUAUAGGGAUGUAA
Messenger RNA from Magnolia sinica, 1134 nucleotides. RefSeq lists its product as uncharacterized. The record is from RefSeq and is a predicted model, not a curated record. Gene Ontology annotation, molecular function: nucleic acid binding. The coding region runs from base 1 to 1134 and encodes 377 amino acids. The transcript is spliced from 5 exons. Gene Ontology annotation, biological process: DNA integration. Lineage: Eukaryota; Viridiplantae; Streptophyta; Magnoliopsida; Magnoliales; Magnoliaceae.